GGAUGUGAGGCGCUAGGGCGAUCACGCAAUCGCUCACCUUUCGCGUGCGGCGUCCUCUACCGACAAAUUUGGAACGGCCAGCGGGUCCGAUAUAGGGCCUUAAAUUGACUUGACUCUUGCAUCUGGACCUCGCAUAAAAAGUUAGGGCCCUGAGGGUUUUUGGAGAACCUGCGAUGCUGCCCUCUCUCGCAUCACCCCAAUUCUGCCCGUUCAAACUUGUUGCUCAGCGAUGGCAGACGUCAAGCUGAGGAGGCCUGAAGAGGCCGUCGCGGCAAUCGCGUACCUCGCAAGCGACGUGGUUGUCUCGGUGCAACCGUCGCUGGCCUCCGAUUCGGAGUUCUCAGGGCUCCUCAAACAGCUCGCCGCAAAGAAGGCACCCAGCUUGGUCGCGAAGACCAGCGACGCCGUGCCCGAGAUUCAGUCCGUUAGGCACAACACCGACCCUCUCCUGUCCGUUUUCACGCCCAUCCGCUCUGGCCGUCUGGUCUCGGUGACGACGACGUCCUCCAUUCUUCUUCCCUCAGUUGCGCACCUUUACAAGCUCGCAAACUUCCCCGUCGUGCUCCACGUCGCUCUUGCACCAAAGAGUUUCCCUGACUACACGGCCAUCACAUCGAUCCGGAACUCGGGCUGGACAUUCUUGCAGUCAUGGUCGCUACAGGAGGCUCACGACAUUGCCCUGACAGCGCAUGCCCUGGCUAUCCGUUCUGGAAAGGGUGUCAUCCACUUCUUUGACCCCACCUCCAGUGCCGGCGCUGAGGCGAUCGAUGUUGCCAGUCUUGAUGUCAUCCGCAACAUCUUGAACUUGGACAAUGUGCGGAGGUUCCAGUCGGCUCCCAUUGCCGGCUCUAGCAUCUAUGCCGACGAUGGGCGGGUUGCCGUCGUCUCUGACCAGCCAGAGAGCCUCGCGACAGGCACCGUGCCGGUGGACGGCGUCCCGACCCCUAGCGCCGCGUUGGCAUCCCCGACCAUUACCUCGCAGUCCUCGGUCAAGUCUAGCCAACAACCGAGCGCGGCCAGUUCCCCUCCCCUCCCGUCUGCUGCGACCACGAUCGAACCGGCAGCUGCCAUUGUCUCAUCCGAAGACAUCUACAAAUACGUCUCCUCGAUCUGGUCCCAGCUCAACGACCUAACGGGAAGGCAAUACAGCGCGUUUGAGUGGUCGGGGAACCCCAAGGCGGAGAGCUGUCUCUUUCUUUUCGGCUCCGACGUAUCGCUCUUCUCAGAUGCGAUCGCCCAUGCACAGGCUGACGAAUCGUUCGCCACUGCCGAUUUGCUAGUCCCGAGGCUAUACCGGCCCUGGCUCGGCGCGACGCUGCUUCAAGCCCUUCCAAAGUCGGUGAAGAAGUUAGCUGUUCUUGAGCAGGUCUCAAGGAAGACCACAAAGUGGGGCCCCAUCCUCAUUGAUGUCCUGACCUCAGUCAAGAGCGCCGCUGGCGGUGUUGAGACCAUCGUCGGCCACCAGCUAGGGUACAUCUCCAAGGAGACUGUGCAGCAGGCCCUUCGUGGCGUGUUCCAGAAUCUGAACUCAGACAAGCCAGUCCAGAACCUGGAGGUUGGCGAACGGGAAGCCCCCCAACAAUCCCCAGAGUAUGGGCUAGAACAGCCCAAGCUGGAGACGGCUUAUACCAAGAUUCUCAACCAGCUCUUUGGCGACAGGGCGUUCAUUGCCAACUCGCUUGACUCUGACAACGCUGGCAUCUCCAACACCAUUUCCGCAACCCCUGAGUUCGGAUUCGGCUCUCUGCUUGCCAGGAAAGAGCGGAGAAAGAAGUUUGUGUCCGAAGUCAAGGCUGCUGCUAGCUCGGGCCAGUUUCUGACCGAGAACCCCAAGCGGGCACUGGCAAAAUGGGUCGCCAAUGCCGAGGACUCGAAGAAGGCGGAGGAGGCUGCCGAGGACGUCAUCUCCAAGCUCACCAUCGACAACUCGAGGCUGUCGAGGUCACUGCUGCAGAACAAGCACUUCUUCCGCAAGCAGUCACUUUGGCUUGUCGGAUCAGAUGCCUGGUCCUAUGACCUCGGCAAUUCCGGCGUGCACCAUGUCCUAGCCUCCGGCGAGAACGUAAACAUGCUCAUCAUCGAUUCCACCCCAUACUCGGAGCGUGCCGCUGCCGAUGCCAACCGGAGGAAGAAGGACAUUGGUCUCUAUGCCAUGAACUUUGGCAACGCCUAUGUUGCAUCGACGGCCGUCUACAGCUCGUACACGCAGGUGCUGCAGGCCAUGGACGAGGCUGACAAGUUCGACGGGCCUUCGAUCGUCCUGGCAUAUCUUCCUUAUUUUGGCGAAACCGAUUCGCCCCUGACUGUUCUUCAGGAGACCAAGAAGGCUGUUGAUAUCGGCUACUGGCCCCUUUACCGGUGGAACCCUGAGAACGAGAAGAAGAACGAACCCAAUUUCUCCCUGGAUUCCGAGCGGAUCAAGAAGGAGUUGAAGGACUUCCUUGACAGGGACAACCGGCUCACCCAGAUGAUGCGCAGUACUCCUCAGUUCGGCGGCGUCCUCUCCGAGGACUACGGCACCGAGAUCCGGGCACAGCAGAAGAGGCAGGCCAAGGAUGCGUACAAUCAGCUCCUCGAAGGCUUGUUUGGCGCUCCUCUCACUAUCCUCUUCGGCUCGGACAAUGGCAACGCUCAGUCCCUGGCGAAACGGUUGGGCACCAGGGGCAGGGCCCGUGGCCUGAAAACCACUGUCAUGGCCAUGGAGGAUUACCCGGUUGAAGACCUGCCAACCGAGGAGAACCUCGUCAUCAUCACAUCUACAGCUGGACAGGGCGAGUUUCCGCAAAAUGGAAAGCCAUUCUGGGAUGCGAUCAAGGACAACACCGAGCUCGACCUGGCUUCGGUCAAGUACUCUGUGUUUGGCCUCGGCGACAGCCACUACUGGCCUAGGAAGGAGGACCGGGUCUAUUACAAUAAGCCCGCUAAGGACCUUGACAGGGUGUUGGCGAACUUCGGCGCGACAAGGCUGACGGAUCUUGGCCUUGGUGAUGAUCAAGACCCGGAUGGAUAUCAGACGGGCUACCAGGAGUGGGAGCCCAGGCUUUGGGAGGCUCUUGGUGUAGCCAACGUCGAGGGCCUUCCGGAGGAGCCGGCCCCGAUGACCAACGAGGACAUCAAGCUCGCGUCGAACUAUCUGCGCGGCACGAUUGCCGAGGAACUGAAGGACACGUCGACGGGCGCUAUCAGCGCCGCGAACCAGCAGCUGACCAAGUUCCACGGCACGUACAUGCAGGAUGACCGGGAUCUCCGCGAUGAGCGCAAGGCGAAGGGGCUGGAGCCCGCCUACUCGUUCAUGAUCCGGUGCAGGCUGCCCGGUGGUGUCUCGACGGCGAAGCAGUGGAUUCAGAUGGACGACAUCAGCAACGAACUCGGAAACCAAACCAUGAAACUGACUACGCGUCAAACAUUCCAGUUCCACGGUGUUGUGAAGGGCAAGCUCAAGCCUGCCAUGCAGGCCAUCAAUCGGGCCCUCAUGACAACCAUCGCUGCCUGCGGCGAUGUCAAUCGCAACGUCAUGUGCAGUCCGCUGCCUUCUCAGUCCAAGUAUCACCGCCAGGUGUACGAAUGCUCCAAGAAGAUUAGCGACCACCUGUUGCCGUCGACCACGGCGUACCACGAAAUCUGGCUCACGGACGACGACGACAAGAAGACUCAAAUUGCCGGUAAUGCCGUGCAGGACUUUGAGCCGCUCUACGGCCCCACCUAUUUGCCUCGCAAGUUCAAGAUCUCCAUUGCCAUCCCGCCGCAUAACGAUGUUGACGUGUAUGCCCACGACAUUGGCCUCAUCGCCAUCAAGGGCGACGAUGGCAACCUUGAAGGCUUCAACCUGCUGGCGGGCGGUGGCAUGGGCACCACACACAACAACAAGAAGACCUACCCGCAACUUGGCCGCAUGCUCGGAUUUGUCAGGGCCGAUGAAGUGCACAUUGCCUGUGAGAAGGUGAUGCUCGUGCAGCGCGACUACGGUGACCGCAAGAACCGCAAGCACGCUCGGCUCAAAUACACGAUUGAUGAUAUGGGUCUUGACGUGUUCCGGGGCAAGGUGGAGGAGCUUUGGGGUAAGCAGUUCCAGCCGGCACGGCCGUUCCACUUCGACAGCAACGUCGACACGUUCGGCUGGACCAAGGAUGAAAAUGGCAUGAACCACUUCACCUUCUUCAUCGAGAACGGCCGCAUUGAGGACACGGCAGAGUUCCGUAUGAAGACGGGCCUGCGCGAGAUUGCCAAGGUGCACAAGGGCGAGUUCCGCCUCACGCCCAACCAACACCUCAUCCUCAGCAACGUCGCCGACGAGGAUCUGCCCGCCAUCAAGGCGCUCAUGGCCGAGUACAAGCUCGACAAUCUACAAUUCUCAGGGUUGCGCCUCAGCUCGUCGGCCUGCGUCGCCUUCCCGACCUGUGGCCUUGCCAUGGCCGAGUCUGAGCGGUAUUUGCCCGUGCUGAUUUCCAAGUUGGAGGCUUGCCUCGAAGAGAACGGGCUGAGCCGGGACUCGAUCGUCAUGCGUAUGACAGGCUGCCCCAACGGGUGUGCCCGCCCUUGGUUGGCCGAGGUGGCCUUCGUCGGCAAGGCCUAUGGGGCGUACAACAUGUACCUGGGUGGCGGCUACUACGGGCAGCGGCUGAAUAAGCUGUACCGAUCGAGCAUUAAGGAGGACGAGAUUCUGGCCAUCAUGAAGCCCCUGCUCAAGCGGUACGCGCUCGAGCGCAACGAGGGUGAGAGAUUCGGCGACUGGACCAUUCGGGCCGGCAUCAUCAAGGAGACCAAGGAAGGCCGGGACUUCCAUGAUGGGGUUGCCGAAGAGGAGUCGGAUGAGGAGUGAACAAGAUAGGUCAAGCAGGCACAAUCGGAAGUUGUAAAUUAGAAUCACGGGCGCAUGCAUUUGGGAGACAUGAGCACUGCAUUUGUUCUUGGUUACCAUCAUUGCCUCUGGCGUCAAAAAUUCAGCUGCAUAUAUUUGUCCAUAUCCUAUGGUUUCUGCUCCUAUUGUCGCUCUCACACCUUGAUGGUUCGCGUACAUUCCGUACCCUGUGUUGCGCGUCACGGCGAUAUGAUAAGUCUUGAUCAUUGGCCGGCUUUGUGAAACAAAACGGAGGAUUCCGCAUUCUGUGUGCAUGUACGGAGUACCUGCAU
This is a messenger RNA of Thermothelomyces thermophilus ATCC 42464, 5130 nucleotides long. RefSeq lists its product as uncharacterized. The transcript is spliced from 3 exons. The record is from RefSeq and is a predicted model, not a curated record. Gene Ontology annotation, molecular function: sulfite reductase (NADPH) activity; heme binding; 4 iron, 4 sulfur cluster binding. NCBI's taxonomy places the organism in Eukaryota, Fungi, Ascomycota, Sordariomycetes, Sordariales, Chaetomiaceae. Bases 230 to 4819 code for a protein of 1529 amino acids. Gene Ontology annotation, biological process: sulfate assimilation; amino acid biosynthetic process. Gene Ontology annotation, cellular component: sulfite reductase complex (NADPH).